Molecule: messenger RNA, 9742 nt
Organism: Chiloscyllium plagiosum (whitespotted bambooshark)
Lineage: Eukaryota; Metazoa; Chordata; Chondrichthyes; Orectolobiformes; Hemiscylliidae
Source: RefSeq, a predicted model, not a curated record
GCAUUCCUUCACCUUUGACCCUUAGAAUCCAUUGUAACUCCUGUUAACAUCCUGAACCCCUUAAUUAAAGGUGAAUUAUCUGCAGUGUAGGAUUUCUGUAAUUGCUUCAGCACGGCAUUUUUUUCUUUGCAGAGGUGGAAUUUCUUUGAGUAAGCUGCUUAUUGAUGUCCGAUCUCCCUGCUAUGUUUACUUCCUGUUCCCUCCCAUGUGGCUCUCUGUGGCUGGCGCAACCCCUGAAUGAGGCAGCAGAUACCCUGGCAGUGCGACAGAAGCGGCGGAUAUAUGACAUCACCAACGUCUUGGAGGGCAUCGGGCUCAUCGAGAAGAAAUCGAAAAACAGCAUUCAGUGGAAAGGAGUGGGUCCUGGAUGCAACACCCGAGAGAUUGCAGAUAAGCUGAUAGACCUAAAGGCAGAGAUCGAGGACUUGGACAGACGAGAGCAGGAGCUCGACCAGCAGCGAGUCUGGGUCCAACAGAGCAUUCAGAACGUGACGGACGACAUCGAGAACAGCAGACUAGCAUAUGUGACACAUGAGGAUAUGUGCCGAUGUUUUAAAGGUGAUACGUUGUUAGCCAUCCAGGCACCCUCGGGCACCCAACUAGAGGUCCCCAUACCAGAAGGCGGUUUGAAUGGACAAAAGAAAUACCAGAUCCACCUGAAGAGCACGACCGGUCCCAUCAACGUUUUGUUGGUGAACAAGGACACUUCAUCGUCCUCCCCAGUGGUGGUACCCGUGCCCCCACCUGAAGACAUGAUCCAGUGUACGCCCACCACCCCACAGAGGCCAGCUCUGGCCAGUAACCAGGAGGCUGAGCCGACGUUACCAGCCCGGUCUGCCUCUCCGUCCACUGUCCCAGAGGUAACCCAGCCUCAGCCCACAGCAACAACACCCACAGUGCCAAGUGCAUCAGCGCAAGAGUCCCCCAGCAACACCAGCAAUGUCUUAAGCCUGGAGCCUCUCAACUUGCUGCCAACACCCACCAGUCAGUCCGUAACCAUGGAAACACAGCCGCUGGAAUCCUCAGCCUCGCUGGACAGCAGCACGUCUUUAUCCAACCCCACUACCUCCUUUGUACCGAUCAAAACUGAACCUUCUGUGGACUUGGAAUUUCCGAAAGAGUUGACAGAGAUGUUUGACCCCAUUAAAGAAUGUAUGGAUUCCGACCUCAUAGAUGAGCUGAUGUCUUCAGAAGUGUUUGCUCCUCUGCUGAGGCUGUCUCCGCCACCAGGAGACCACGACUAUUACUUCAACCUCGACGACAGCGAAGGCGUCUGUGAUCUAUUUGAUGUGCCAAUACUUAACCUUUGACCUAUCAACAAACUUUGCAGUCGGUCAGCUGUGUAUUGAACUUUUAAAAAAACAUUUUUUUUUAACAAAAAAAAACUUUUUUUUAAAAAACAGACGUCUUUUGCAAAUUCUAAGUCAGUCUCCCUGGAGUGAGAUGAACUUUUGACGUAACUGCAUCUGAAUAUGGUGAAGAAAUAAUGGGAGAGGCAAAGGUUGUCAACAGAUGGAUGGUUUCCAAAUUGCUAUUGGUUUUCUUUCCUUUUUUUUAAAAUUGUCUCCACGUCCUCAGAUAUUUUGAUUGUUCCUUUAGUGGCCAAGCAGACGUCUGGCUCUAACUCUAUCAUUGAUCUCGUUGUGUGGUACCCCUGGAGGUGGUGCCUGGGAAUCACAUUGGUCUUCCAGAUACCUGGAUUGGAGUCAGCUGCUCUGGAUUGACACUUCAUGUGAAAAGCCAUCUUCUCAUGCUUUUUGGUGCCAAGCCUGCCUUCUGUUUAUCGUCGAGACAUUUUUCCCUUCCCCCAUCUGCUUUCAAUGGAUCGUGCCACUGGCCUCUUCAGUACUAGCCCUAUCUCCUUCCACUAACUGUUCAACGUACGACCUCACCAGAUCGAAUAGUCUCUUCCGUGGCAGGUGGGCAUUAUAAACCUUGGUCAGUUUAGAAGUUGAGAUGAGGAUGUUUUGUUUUUGUGCUUAAUUUUAUUUUUAAUCCAACACUUGUUCUCGAUCAGGUUACUUUAAAAGCUGAUUUCCUCCUCAAUAUCCACCUUUGUAAUCUUCCACAACUGCGGGUGUGUUGCCUCUUUUUAAUGUCGGUUUGGACACUGUUUCCAGUCUGAUUCCCACUGUUCUACUCAUCCAAUGUAUGCAAUCCUGCUCAUCCAGGCUAAAUGGAUUAUAAGAUUGGUGCAAAUGGACAAGAACGCUGUCAAACCUCACCCAGUGGAUGGCCCGAAUGGCUUUCUUCUGUGCUGGGAUCAUUUGGUGACUUCUUUGUCGCUUUUUAAGAAUUUCCCUUCCAUUGAAAGGGAUUGGAAAGCCUAUUUGGGUAGUUCCAAAGUUGGUGAUUCCAAAGGGUGGUUCUUGAAAUGUCAUCGCCACUGAAGAGUUGACGUGCAAAUUGCUUUUCUCAUGGUGUAUUGCAAAGAACGGUCACUCUCGAGUGACCUUGUCAGCUUGGAUGUGAACCUGUGGCACUAUUUUAAGUAUUUUUAACUCCCCCCAUUCCCCGACCUGUUUCUCCCAUUUUCUUGACUCCUUGAGGAGCUCCCCUCAUGGACCACUGUCAGGCUGCUGAUGUUGCCCAUGAGAAGCACAAUCAGUUGUACAGUCAAAAGUCACACUGCCACCAGUUGUCAUGACAAUCUGCUUUCCCUAGUUGAUGUCUUCCAAUUUGUUCAUGGGUGAAGAUGGUGCUGAGGCUGUUUCCUGGUGAUUGUCACUGUGGUGACCUUGGCAUUGUUUAUAGAGCAAGUAAAGUCAGAAUGGCUCACCUUAAGCGAAACAUACUUGUGCUUGACAUUGCACAUACACAUCGUGCUAAAAUUCAAACUCCAUUCCUUUGUUAAACAUAAUAUGGAUCUUAAAUGGCUCAGCCACUUGGCCUGACUCGAGGUGGAUUCCGUUAACUCCUGGGGGGAUUUGAAGACAAGUUGGGGGUGGGAUAGUGAUUGAGAGUUUUACUGGGGCUUGCCUCACGCUGGGGCUCAGGGAAGUCUGGAUGCUUAGAACCCCUGGGUGUCACUGUUUUACAAUGCGUCUCACUACAAAGGUAGCACACUAACAAGAGAGGGCCUAGCAUCCUCAUUGCUUCAUAUCUAGAGGAGAAGAGUGAGCUGAUGGAAUUGGGGAACUCAUUGAGUUGUUUCACUUCCUGUUGGUAUCUAGCCUGACAGCACUGUUGUCAUGUUCAGUCUACGUGGUGCCCCGGUUCUAGAUGAUUUUCUAUCUCUGCAUGCCUUUCCCUCCUCUAUGCCCGAGAUGAGAGUUCAGUGAAACGUUGAUCACGCUGCAAAACAAUGUUUUUUUUUCUGUCCGUCCAUGAGAUGUGAAUGUCAGUGGCUGGGCCAGCAUUUCUUGCCUAUCCCUAGUUGCUCUGUUUGAAGGGGGGAAUGGUGAGCAGCUGUCUUGCACCGCUGCAUCUGGUGUAGAGACAACCACAAUGCUGUUGGGAAAGGUGGGCCAGGAGUUUGACCCAGUGACAUUGAAGGAAUGACGAUACGUUUCCAAGUCAGGAUGAUUUAUGGCUUGAUGGGAACUGAGAGUUGUGGUGUUCCCAUGUAUUAUCUGCUGCUCUCCUAAGUAGUAGAGGUUGUGAGUUUGAACUGUGUUGUGUAAGGAGCCUUGUUACAGUGCAUCUUGACUGUGCACGCUGCUGCUAGGUGGGUCAGUCGUGGAAGGAGUGAAUGUUUCAAUUGAAUGCUUUGCUUAUGUUGCACUAAGAAGUUAAAGUGUUGCCUUAAAGGGAAACAAACAGUCAGAAACUGGAGGUAAUUGUGGGUGGAAUCCAGUUUGUGUCGGAGAUGCGUGCAGUGGUAUAUCUGACAGGGAGGAACUGAGAGUAGUUCAUGGGCUCGCUCACUCUACGACCAGCCGAACUAGAGCUGACGUUUCAGGCCAGGGAGCCACUGUUUAAGGUGAAGGAGAAUGUCCUUUAUUUCAUAACUUGUAGCUGUGAGAUCAGGUGAUUCUGGUUUGAAUGUUCCCACACAUCAGACUAGCCUUAUAUAGUACAGAACUAUCUUCCUGUGCUGUGCUGGGUCCAUUGUUUGAACUCCACCCCUACACAUGACCACACUCUCUUCCUGUCAAGUUUUACCGAAUUGCCCCUUGUAUUUCCUGACACAGACCACAGUGAGCACUAAUAGUCUUCCAGGAGAGCUGUCUUUAUUCGCUGACCUACUGCUGACCUUUGGUGAGUUCCUGGGCAAUGUCUCGUGGCUCACUCAGGGACUAGUCACGUCUCUUAGCGUGCAGUGUUCACAACUGAGAUUUGUUGUGGUUUCACAGGGGCCAACUUCUUAUGCUCUCAGUUCAGUUACCCUCAUUAUUUAUAGAACCAUGCAGUACUGAAGAGGCUCUCUGGCCAAUUGAGACUGUACCGCUAAAAGUACAUGAGUACCUACACUAGUCCCACUGGCCUGCAUUAGGCCCAUAGCCUUGAGUGUUAUGACAUUUCAAGUGCUCAUCCAAGUACUCAUCUGCUUUACUCUCUCAGGCAACGCAUUCCAGACCCCCACCACCUUCUGGGUGAAAAACCUUUUCCUCAAAUCCUGUCAGACUUCCUGCCUUUCACUUUAAGGUUAUGCCCCCUAGCUAUUGACCUUUGAGUAAGGUGAACAGCUGUUCCUGCCUCCACCUUCUCUGCUCCAAAGAAAGCAACCUGAGCUUAUUCAGCCUCUCUCCUUUGCUGAAGUGCUCCAUUCCAGGCAGCAUCGUGGUGAAUCUCCUCUGGACCUGCUCCGUUCAUAGCGAUCGCCUUGUUUACCCAGAUGUGGCAUUAAAGAGAUUCAUUGAGAUGUUUGACUGAGAGAGUUGGUGUCUCUGAAGGAUGGCCCAAUCUGGACCGAUCACUCCAGAUUGCUUGUGUUCUCUCUCUCGUUUGCGCACAUCUUUCUUGUCUCUCCCUGUUCUCUCUCAUUUGUAUGUAUCAGUGUCUUUUUCUCUCUCCUUCACUUGUCCUGUUACUAGCCAUCAAGGUAUAGCUUCUUCAGUGAAGCCCUUUGGUUUUAUGUUUUUCUUCAAGGUAAGCACAAUGUGUUCCUAUGUAACGUUUCCCAUUCCUGUGUUAUCAACACAUUCAUGCGCUUAGCUGGUGCUAUAUCUACCGGCUAGAAUGUUGCACAGAUACAAUACUGAUGGGAACCGCCACUCUGGCUUGACAGUUCACCUCAGAUGUUCCCCUCCAACUCACUUUCCUUUUUUCAGAAGGAGGCUAUUUAUGCGCAGGUGCCUUUGCAAGCUCUGUGAAAGAUCUAUGAAAUUAGUCCCGAUGCUCUUUAGCUCUUCAAUUGUUUCCCCAUGUUUAUCCACUUCCCUUUUGAGUGUCCAUUUAAUCUACUUUGACCAUCCUUUUGGGCAGUACAUUGCAGUUGAUAACAAUUUGCGUUAGAAGAGAGAUUAGAAAUUUCACCUCUUGCCAAUUAGCUUGGGUCUCAGACCUUGGCUUACCAACGUUGUUUUAUGUAGGUAUCUAUUGUAUCGAAGUCUCUCGUGAUUGUAAUGCUUUGUUGAAACCUCCAUUGACUUUGUCUACUCUGCAAGCUGGUACUGUUUCCACACAAUGAGGUGUCUCAUCUCUGCUACCAUUCUCGUAAAGUGUUUCUGCGCCCUCUCCGAGGCGUUGACAUACUUCCUGAAGGGUUCUGCCCAGAUUUUUUGUUUUAUUCAUCAACUGUGUGUAUCACUGGCUAGGCCAGCAUUGGUAGCUCAGCCCUCAUUGCUCGCAAGAAGAUGGUGCUGAGCUGUCGUCUUAAACUGCUGCAGGCCUUGGGUUGUAGAGAAACCACAGUAGUUAGGAAGGAGUUUCAGGACUUUGAUCCAGUGACAGUGAAGGAAUGGCGAUAGAGUUCCCAAAUCGGGGUGCUGAGUGGCUUGGGAGAGCACUUGCUGGUGGUGGUGUUUCCAUAUAUCUGCUGCCCUUGCCCUUCAAGGCAAAAGCAAUUAUUGAUUUGGAAAGUGCUGUCUAAGGAGCCUCGGUGAGUUCUGCAAUGCAUCUUGUAGAGGGUACACACUCUGCAUCGGUGUGGGAGGGAGUGAAUGUUGAAAUUGAUGGAUAGGGUGCCAAAACAAGCAGGCUGCUCUGACAUGGAUGCUGUCAAGCUUCUAGAGUGUUGGUGGAAGUGCACUCAUCCAGGCAAUGGGGAAUAUACCACCAUAUUCCCAUUGUGGAUUGUGGACAGACUUUGGGGAGACAAUAGGUGAGUUUCUACUCAACCUCUGACCUGUGCUUAGAGCUGCAGUGGUAAUGUGGCUAGUCCAAUUCACUUUCUAGUCAAAGGUAAUCCCCAGCAUUUGGUAAGGACUGUUCUGGUGAUAGAAAUGCCACUGAAUGUGAAGGGGUGAUGAUUAGAUUCUCUCUUGUUGGACAUUGGUUAUUGCCUGGUACUUGUGUGAGAGGAAUGUUAGCUGCCAAAAAUCAGUUGUCCAGGUCCAGUUGUCCUGGAUGUUGUCCAGGUCUUAUCACAUGUGAACAUGGGCUGCUUCAUUUGGACACAGGCUUCUUCAGUCUCUCAGAAGUUAGGAAUAGUACUGAUUAUCUUUCACUGACGAUAACACAACCAUACUUCCUGCAGUUAUGGCUGGAAGAUCAUCAAAGCAGCUGAAAGCAGUUGGGCCUGUUUUGAGGAGCUCCUGCAGAGAUGUUGUGGAGCUCAGAGGAUUGAUUUCCAACAACCACAACCAUCUUCCUUUAUGCUCGGUAUGACUCCAACCAAAAGCGAGUCCCAUUGACUUCAGUUUCAUUUGGUCUCCUUGAUGCCACAAGUGCAUUGCAGUCAAUGGAAGUGGCACUCACUGCAUCUCAGGAUUUCCGCACUUUUCAUCUAUGUUUGGUGCGAGACUCUGUAAUGAGGUCAAGAGCUACUGGGGACAUGGUGAAACUCAAAUUGAGGGACAGCAGAUUAUUUCUUUCCACGUUGCAGUUGAUAGUGUUCCAUCGUUUUGCUGAUGAUUGAGCGUAGAGUUGUAGGAAGGCAAUUGACAGGAUUUAUCCCUGACUCUGGACACAGGACAUAUUCACAUGUUAUCCAAUGUUGUCAGGUUGAUGUCAGUGUUAUAACUGAACUGGAACAGCUUGUUUAGAGGAGCACAGGACUUCAGUUCUGUGAUUGGAAUAUUGUCAGGGCCCACAGUCCAUGGUAUCCAACGUCUUCAGCUGCUGUUUGAAGAUAUGAAGAUAUCACAUUGGACGCUGUGCUCCAAUUUGAAGCCUGAGGCAAAGCAACUUUUUGUAAAAGCUUUAUAGUACCUCCUUUUGCUUGAUUUGGAUAUCCUUUGUCCCCCUCCCCUUUCAUGAAUCUUCAACACUUCCAUUUGAGCUCCUGAUCAGAUUAAACUCUCCUUGGAGCUAAUGUCCACCCAAGACACGAACACUACCUUGAUGUGGAGAGACUCCCUCGCAUACUUGGGUGGGAGAGAUUAAUCUCUCUUUCCUCCUUGUCACAACUUGAUGCAUUUUCUUCUUCUGUCCUCCUUGCUGCGGCCUUCUCCUGUUCCAGUUCAAACUUUCUCAAUAUCAGAGCAGCAUACUGUUCUGUGUAAGAAAUCCUUUAGCUGUUCACUGUCUUCACCUACCUCUUCUCUUGCAGUCUUUUUGAAUUUCACUGCUUUCCUGCUCAUGGGGGCUUGGACCCUCCUUUCGUAUCUAAAUUGUCGAGGUACUGCAGUCAAAUUUGUGUUUCCUAGCACACAGGAGGGCCAUUAAAUCAAAAACCCCAAUUAAACCAUUUUGGUUUCAGGUAACAGGAGGAAUUGGGUAAAAUAUGCCUUGACGAUUCCUGAGAGGUUUAGAGGCUCCCCACUAAACAUGCAGAGCGAAAGGCUCCAACCGUCUGUACACAUUGCUCAUCGAUCGCCGGCUCACUGCUGUCGGAUCUUUCUAGUUUCCAACACCAGCAUUGGCCUUACCUGGAGCUCUGUUGUUUUAAAACCUGACUCUCUGAAAGUAUAACAGAAAAACCACACCAUGGAACCUGGCUGAGGAUCCUGCCUCAAAUCCAAGUAGUAACCCAUGAUUUGUUGAAAGGGAGGCCUGUUUGUAUUUGAAAUUUUAUUGAACCCAUGAGCAAUGUUCUAAUGUUGGAUUUGGUUUGGAGCUUGCUGAGCUGUUUUUGGGCCUCUCUCCCGUCCACCCAUAAUCCUUGGGCAAAAGAGAAUAAUGAGGUUAAUGGCUUCCUCGAUUUUUGUAUCGGUUUUAAUUUGAAGGUAUUUUAAAAGGGAGUUUUUAAACAUGCCCCCUACAUUCUUUGUAUGGACGUUUGAAUUUCUGGGGCUUGACAGUUAAUUGUCAAAAGAGAUUUUGAUUUAAUAGAUAGCUGAAUUACACUUGAAUGUAAAAGGCUUUACGUGGUGUAAAACCCAAGCUUUCCACCCUGAAAGACUACCCUAAAAGGAUGAAAACUCUUAAAAAUACUGAAGACAAGAGAUGUAUCUAAAGUGGCCCUAAUUUCAGGCUUACUUUCAUCUCCUGGACCCCUUAACUUGUCAUAAGUCCCUUGUUCAUUGUUUGAGCUAAAAGAUCAGAUGUGUGUGUCUGUGUGUGUAUGUAUGUGAGAGAGAGGGAGUCUGUGUCUGUGUGAGAGUGUCUGUGUGUGUGUGUUUGUGUAUAUAUAGAAUGAGGCUAGUUACUAGGCAGUAGAGGACAUUUUACUGAAAAUGAGGGGGUGAAAGUAUGAUUGUCACCACUGGAUAUCGGAGUUAAGGUCCCGCAGGGUAGGAGAUCCUUUGGCUUUCCACCCCUUUUCUCAAUAAACAAAGUUUCAGUUUUGCCUAGUGCCAACGUCACACAUUUUAAAUCUACUGCCUGACUGUUUGAGUCCUUGUAAAAGCUAGUGACUCCUCCCAUUUCUUUUAAGCUAAAGACAGUUGGAUUGUUUUAACAGUAACAAAAGAAUGCUGGGCAUGUGCAGCAGCUCGGGUAGCAUCUGUGGCGAGGGAAAGUCAGAGUUUGUGUUUCAGGACAGUGACUUUUCAUUACUUCUGGAAAAUAUUUUGGCCUAAAUUGUUAAUUCUGUUUCUCUGUCUACAGAUGCGACCAAACCUGCUGAGUAUUUUCCAGCGUCUUUGAUAUUUUCCUUUUGGAUUGUUUUAUCAUUUUGCUUUGUCUAGUUAGGGAUUUAUGGGUGGCGUUUUAUGAUAAGAAUGUAAGAUAACACUUUUUAUUUGGUUCUCAAGAAGAAAAAAAAUUAUUUUUGUACUUUUGUGAGGGGGACAUUUGAAAUCAACACAUGCCAGUUAUUGUAGAAUUUAUAAUAUGGUCUUUCGUAAAUUGAUAUUCAUCUCAAUAUAGCACUUUAGAGAAAUCAGAUGUUUAUAUUGUAUCAUAAGACAACAGAUGGUCAUUCCAUUGUAGACAGUAGCUUUGCAAAGGAAGAAUUUAUAUAUUAUUUUUCUUCUUGUAUUUUAAUAGUAUCUGAGUCAGUUGAGGAAAAUCAUUUUGAAAUACUACAACUUUAUUGUCACAUGUUUGCAUACAAUGUUUCCUCAGCUUAAGAAAUUGUAUUGUGCUUACCUCUUCCCCCCCCCCACCCCACCCUUUAUAAUUUUUGUUUUUAUGAGCUUUAUUUUAUUGGUUGAGCAAUGUACCAUGUUUGGCUGUUUUAUGCCAGGUGAUAAAUGCAUGUGUAUCCUUAUUAGUGCCCCUCCUUUGGCAGCUCUUCCUUGUACUGUUGUCGUGUUAACUGCAAUGCAUUUGGGAAUUGUACAGUGUCUUAAUAAAAAAAAUCCUGUUUUUUGAA